This is a messenger RNA of Ascoidea rubescens DSM 1968, 1869 nucleotides long. RefSeq names its product phosphoribomutase PRM15 (gene PRM15). The record is from RefSeq and is a predicted model, not a curated record. NCBI's taxonomy places the organism in Eukaryota, Fungi, Ascomycota, Saccharomycetes, Ascoideales, Ascoideaceae. Gene Ontology annotation, biological process: purine ribonucleoside salvage; carbohydrate metabolic process. Bases 1 to 1869 code for a protein of 622 amino acids. Gene Ontology annotation, molecular function: phosphopentomutase activity; magnesium ion binding. The transcript has a single exon.
AUGUGUGAAGCUGAAGUGAGUAGACUAGUUGAGCUGUGGCUAGAAAUCGAUCCCAAUGCUGAGACGAGAAGCGAGAUCAGUAACCUCUAUGCUGCCAAAGAGUACAACGAGUUGCGUCGCCGGCUCGCCCACAGAAUCACCUUUGGUACUGCUGGGUUGAGGUCCUCGAUGGAGGCAGGCUUCAAUCGAAUGAACGAUGUGACUGUGUUGCAGGCCUCCCAGGGGUUGGCCGAGUAUAUCAAGACGUCGACACUAAAGCUCAAUGCUGCUGCAUCCUCUGCAAAACCCACUGUGGUAAUUGGCCAUGACCAUAGACACCACUCAAAGAGAUUUGGUGACAUUGCUGUAUCCAUUUUCUUGCUAGCAGGUUUCAAGGUUUACUAUUUGGAAGAUGGGGCCCAUGAUCUAGUUACAACUCCAAUGGUUCCCUUUGCAAUUGACUAUUUGACUGCAAAUGGUGGUAUCAUGAUAACUGCUAGUCACAAUCCUGCCAAAGAUAACGGCUACAAAGUAUAUUGGUCCAACGCCUGUCAAAUCAUUCCUCCCCAUGAUAAGAACAUAUCCCUUGAAAUCUCUCAGAACUUAACUCCUGUCAAAAAUGCAUGGAAAAUAGCUGAAAAUAUUUCUUACCAUUACAAAAAAGGAAAUUUAAUUUAUAAUAAAGAUCUUAUUCUAGAACAAUACUAUAAAAAACUAUCUGGAAACUUAAUAUUCAAUAAAAACAUUAAUGGUUUGGACAAUCUUCCAUUUAUCUACACUCCAAUGCAUGGAGUGGGAAAAGAAUUUGCUCUUGGUGUUUUUAAUAAUGUUUUAAAUAUAUCUUCGAAUGUGCAUUUUGUCGAUGAGCAGUCUUUACCUGAUCCUAGUUUUCCAACUGUUUCGUUUCCUAAUCCCGAAGAAAAAGGUGCUUUAGAUCUUGCAAUUGAAAUUGCAAAUAAAAAAAGUAUCGAUAUAAUUGUUGCUAAUGAUCCUGACGCCGAUAGAUUUUCUGCAGCCGUCAGAAUUGGUGAUACUCAUAAAUUUCAUCAAUUGACUGGCAAUGAAUUGGGAUGUUUAUUUGCCAAUUUUAUCAUUGAAAACUUGAUUGAGAAAAGUACAAACUUGAAAAAUGUAUAUUUAUUAAAUUCCACUGUGUCAUCAGAAAUAAUUGGAUCUAUGUCUCAAAAGCUAGGCUUUAAUUUUACUGACACUUUAACUGGCUUUAAGUGGAUUGGAAAUAAAGCAAUAGAGUUAGAAGAAAAAGGUUAUCUUGUUCCAUUUGGGUAUGAAGAAGCAAUUGGCUUUAUGUUUAACAAUGUUCAUGACAAGGAUGGAAUUGCUGCACUCACUGUUUUCUUGCAAUUAAUAAAUAGCUUGGUUCAGAAAGGAACAAACGUUCUUGAUAAAUUGUCAGAAAUUUAUAAUAAUUUUGGGUUUUUCAAAGAAUUUAAUGGAUACUAUAAGCUAAAAGACAUAUCUUUGAUAGCAGAAAUCUUUGGAAACAUUAGAAAAUUUUAUAACUACGAAAACUUUAAUGUUGGUAAUGAAAUAAUAGGCAAUAACAAAGAUUUCAAAAUAGUUUAUUGGAGAGACUUAACCAUUGGGUUUGAAACAAAUGCCAGAAAUAAUUGUCCUUUGUUGCCUGUUGAUCCAUCAUCUCAAAUGAUAACCUGUAUCUUAAAGCCUGUUAAUCCCCAAGCUGAAGACGAACACAUUAGAUUGACUUGCAGAGGCUCAGGAACAGAGCCUAAGUUGAAAAUAUACAUUGAAGGGAAAUCAGAUAGUGAAGGUAGAGCCAAAGAUUUGUCCAUUACAAUUUGGAAAUUACUAAAACAAGAGUGGUUUAAACCAAGUUUCUACAACAUUACUGAACAUUGCGCUGAUUACUAA